ACGGCCCGGACAAGAUGCAGAUGGAAUCGCCGCUCCUGCCGGGCUUGAGUUUCCAUCAGCCCCCUCAGCAGCCGCCGCCUCAGGAGCCCGCGGCACCGGGCGCGUCGUUGUCGCCGUCCUUCGGCAGCACCUGGUCCACGGGCACCACGAACGCGGUGGAGGACAGCUUCUUCCAGGGGAUCACCCCAGUCAACGGGACCAUGCUCUUCCAGAACUUUCCGCACCACGUCAAUCCAGUCUUUGGAGGCACCUUCUCCCCGCAAAUAGGCCUGGCGCAGACCCAGCACCACCAGCACGUCCUCGUCCUCGGCCGCUGCUGCCGCCGCCGCCGCUGCGGCCGCCUCGUCGGCCUCGUCCAGCUGGAACACGCACCAGAGCGUGAACGCCGCCUGGAGCGCGCCGUCCAACCCGUGGGGCGGCCUGCAAGCCGGCCGGGACCCUCGCCGGGCGGUCGGCGUCGGUGUCGGCGUGGGCGUCGGGGUGCCUUCCCCACUCAACCCCAUCUCGCCGCUCAAAAAGCCCUUUUCCAGCAAUGUGAUCGCGCCGCCCAAGUUCCCUCGCGCGGCCCCGCUCACCUCCAAGUCCUGGAUGGAGGAUAACGCUUUUCGGACCGAUAAUGGUAACAGUCUGUUGCCAUUUCAGGAUCGGAGUAGGCCAUAUGACACUUUUAACUUGCACUCGUUGGAGAACUCCUUAAUGGAUAUGAUAAGGACUGAUCAUGAGCCUCUGAAAGGACGCAUGGGAAUCAAUUUCCAUCAUCCAGGAACAGAUAAUAUCAUGGCACUUAACACCAGGAGCUAUGGGCGGAGACGAGGUCGGUCUUCUCUCUUUCCCUUUGAAGAUGCCUUCCUGGACGACAACCAUGGCGAUCAGGCCUUGUCCUCCGGCUUAAGUUCUCCCACUCGCUGUCAAAACGGGGAACGAGUAGAGCGCUACUCCAGAAAGGUGUUUGUUGGAGGCCUGCCCCCUGAUAUCGAUGAAGAUGAGAUCACUGCCAGCUUUCGCAGGUUUGGACCUCUCGUGGUAGACUGGCCUCACAAAGCAGAAAGCAAGUCGUAUUUCCCUCCUAAAGGCUACGCCUUUCUGCUGUUCCAGGAGGAGAGCUCCGUACAAGCUUUGAUAGAUGCCUGCCUAGAAGAAGAUGGGAAACUGUACCUGUGCGUGUCAAGCCCCACCAUCAAGGACAAACCGGUGCAAAUUCGACCAUGGAACCUAAGUGACAGUGACUUUGUAAUGGAUGGUUCUCAGCCUUUGGACCCCAGAAAAACUAUCUUUGUUGGGGGAGUUCCACGACCACUUCGAGCUGUCGAGCUGGCAAUGAUCAUGGACCGUUUGUACGGUGGUGUCUGCUAUGCUGGCAUUGAUACGGACCCAGAGCUGAAGUACCCCAAAGGUGCUGGCCGCGUGGCGUUCUCCAAUCAGCAGAGUUACAUUGCAGCCAUCAGUGCUCGCUUUGUGCAGCUCCAACACAAUGACAUCGACAAACGGGUGGAGGUGAAGCCCUACGUGCUGGACGACCAGAUGUGCGACGAGUGCCAGGGCACGCGCUGCGGCGGGAAGUUCGCCCCGUUCUUCUGUGCCAACGUCACCUGCCUGCAGUAUUACUGCGAGUACUGCUGGGCCAGCAUCCACUCCCGCGCCGGCCGGGAGUUCCACAAACCGCUGGUGAAGGAGGGAGGCGACCGUCCUCGCCACGUCCCGUUCCGCUGGAGCUGAGCCCGGGGCUGACCCCGCCACAAGUACUGGAGUAGAUAACGAGGAGGGAAAAGAGAGGGCACUGCCUCAGGGCUUACGGCGUUCUGGAAAUCUGUGCAUUCGUUCUCGAUUUUUAAAGAAGAAAUGGGUCUUUUUAUUAUUAUUAUUAUUUACAGUCAUAUUACUGAACUCAGUGUCCAGUAUAACGCACACCUGCAGAGUGUCUAACGGUACUGAUCUGCACUUUGAGUCACACUUUGUCUGCUUGGUACCUUAAUUUUUUACACCCGAUUUGUCACUCGUGACAGUCUGUAGACUGCCCUCGCCAUCAGCAGCCACCGGGUUGGUGGCCGCGAUCCCUCCCUUGUUGCCGUGUUGCUGUCGUUCCGACUGGUUUGAACUGGAGCAUGCACUUAUUUUCAGAAACGUAGAGAGCUGCCCUAGGACAAGACGUACCAAAGGGAACUCGCGAGCAGGUGGCCGAGGUAGCGGACACGUCCCGAUCAGCAGUCCUCCGCUGGGUCGUAGAGUAAGGAAACCCUUCGUGAAAAUAAGCCGUUAGUCGCUGUCGAUUUGACUUGUAAGGAUACCUCAGAAGCUGGAUCUUUAUUUUUCCUCCACGUUUGAUUUUGUUUUGCUGAGGACUUUGGUUAGAUCUCUUAGUGUUACGUAAAUCGAUGCUGCAAUAGCUUUUGCUGCUAUUAAAAUGGUAUUACUGAUACCAUAAUUCUCUAUUCAGGCUAAGGUAUCACUUAAAACAGAAACAAAACCCAGCAACACACUUGUGUGGUUUAGGGGUAGAGUCAGCUGCCGAGAGAGAUCAGAAUAGACUUCAGAAAGCUUCCGUGGAAGGUCGCUCUUUCUGACUGCAUGUUUACUUAAUCAGGUUGCUGCAUGCAAUAAAUUUUAUAUCCAAUGUCUAGUAUAAAACCUUCCCACAAUGCACAAAUUAAGAAUCUAUAUAAGCUAUAAAAUACUGAUUUAAAAAAAAAAGUUUUUUUUUUCAUUCAAAGAAUUGGUGAUUGACCGGAGGAAGGCAUGCCUCAGUAAACGGAAUGCUUCGGAACAGGAAGCGCCUAUGGCAGAACGACCUAUAUUACAACCAGUAGAAAACCUAGGUGUAGGAUAUUCUUCAAGCAAACUCGUCGAUGGUAGAUGAAGUACUUUGCGGUGCUCUGUUCUAUAUUGUGCAAUUUAUUUUAUAUAGUAAAGUGAUUAUGUCUAACUGUGAUCAAACGUAACUGUUCAAAGCCUCUGUGUCAGACAUUGACGAACUCGACAGUUCACAACUGGUAUCUUACGAACUAACACAUGAGCUCUUAGUUACAACCUCCUAGUUGCUUGCACCAUUUUACAUAGCUUCAGACCUUAUCCAGAAAACCAAAGAGCUCAUCUUAGCUUACAGACACUAAGAAUAUAUACAGUACAUAGAGAUAAGUUGUCAGAUUGACAAACUAGACACAUUUUUUCCCGAGAGAUAUGUAACGGGGAUGCUAAAGAAAUGUCUGUAGCAAAGAAGGCGGCCUGGGCAGAGCUGGCUGUCCGGGCGAGAAACGAACUACUUAAUUCCCUGGAUGUGUCCCGCAAAGCUUGACUAGAAUAGAAUAGAAGGACCUGCUCGUCCUUCCGCGGACAUUUUUUUAGCAUUCACUCGCAGGCUGCAGAGAGUAAGAGGGAAACACGCGGUGAUUGUGAGACAGUGGAACUCUUCUUUGAUCUUCUUCCUAUGUUUUGGAAUUCUGGGGACAAUCUGACUGGCUAUGACACUGCAGAGUAGACUUAAGUCGCUGCGUCUCACGUACUGCGCAGUCCUGGGACUGUCCUAAGUUAAUAUUGCUUCUCUUCAGUUUUCUUCCGUUUGUUCUCUUUUUCCUUCUGCGUUUAGUUGCGAUUACCAGCUCCCAAGCUAUCGUUUGUUUUCAAAAUGGAAAAACAAAAUAGUUUUUUUACUGGAUUAAAAAUGCUUAGUAGAACCCUCCCCCUUUGAGGUUACCUCUGGGCUUUUUGGUAAUAGUGGCUUUUUUCCAGCCCAGGUGUGUUUUUUUCUUUGGUUUUGUUUUUUUGGGUUUUUUUUCCCCCCCCUAUGUUCGUGGGUUUUUUUCAUCUGUACAAGAAAUUUUGUUAUGCACUACUGCUUUUUGUAUUCUAGACAGUUUUCAAAAGUUGGCUGAAGAUUUUUUUGUUUGUUUGUUUUUAAGGAAAAAGGCAUGCUUUCUGACUGACAUGAUCUUUUGCAAUACCUCAAUUUUGAAAUAUAGGAAAGAAAAUGAUAUUUUCUAAGUAAGUUUAUUCAGAAAAAUAUAUAUUAAUUUAAUUCUGCAAGAAAAUGAUUUAACAGAUGGGUAACUUUAUUUUUUUCAUGCUUAUUUGUGUUUUUUGAAAAUGAAGAAGUUAGAGCUUUAUAACUAUAAUAUUAAAGAUCAUAUCUAACCUACAGAAAUCUACCUAAUUAUGUGAAAGAAGCAAAACCUUUUGAAGAAGCACCCCUCUCAUGUACUAAAAGAACACUGAGAUUUUAAAAAGCCGGACGAUGGUACAGCAGAAAGCUAAAAUGAGGGAGAACACACGGCCGUGAAGGAUAGGUUACGGAGGUCAGCUCCACUCGGUGCUGAGGGUUGUGACGAGGUGGUGGAGCCACUUCCCCUUCAUUUGUAUAUUUAUAAUCAAGGGUUGAUUGUGCACGACUGACCAGGAUUGUGAAAGAGUUCUUCUGUUUGUAUUUUUUUAAAGAGAACUUUUUUAGUUUAUUAAAUUAUAACAUGUUCCCUUUUGUUUUGUAAAUAAAUGUGCCCCCAAGUUGUUAAUGUUAUAUUCAAAGAGAGGGUCCUUCCAAAAAAAUUAUUUUUUAAAACACAGAGGUGAUCUGACCUGCAACGUGACGGGGAAGCCCCUGGGUAACACGGUCCUGUUGUGGCCUUUCCUUGAAGUGACACUUGAACUAGUCGAUUUUUUGAAGGCUAUAACCUAACCUCGACUAUUUGUUGUUAUGUGCAAUACUGUUUGUACUGUUUGUAUAAAAAAUAGAAAAAAAAAAA
Molecule: messenger RNA, 4730 nt
Organism: Tupaia belangeri chinensis (Chinese tree shrew)
Lineage: Eukaryota; Metazoa; Chordata; Mammalia; Scandentia; Tupaiidae
Gene: CPEB3
Product: cytoplasmic polyadenylation element binding protein 3
Biological process (GO): negative regulation of cytoplasmic translation
Cellular component (GO): nucleus; neuron projection; synapse
Molecular function (GO): ribosome binding; translation factor activity, RNA binding; mRNA 3'-UTR binding
Source: RefSeq, a predicted model, not a curated record